UUCGUCCACCAUUGACAAGAGAAUUUUCUAAAGCCGCCCGGACCAUCAUCGUCUUGGCCCUGCCGGGGUUACUUUCAUGCGUUCGAUGCGUGUUUGCGUCCGAGCGGUGCAGGAAUAAAUGGAACGUUCGUGCGUGGAUAUAUAUGCGACGUCUUGCCGCGCGAACUAGAUAUUCCAAUUCGUUCGGGAGCUGGCUUGAUCGUGGAGGGCAGCAUGAAGCAGGCAUUGGUGGCGCUGGCCGUGCCGUUGCUCCUCGCCGCGUCGCUGUACGCCUCUACGCCGCCGGACACGGCCGAGGCCUUCGCCGGGGACGUCCGCGUCCACCUGACGCACGUGGACGCCGGGAAGCAGAUGUCCAGGCGCGAGCUGAUCAGGCGCGCCAUGCAGCGCAGCAAGGCGAGGGCGGCGGCGCUGUCCGUGGCGAGGAGCGGCGGCGGCCGCGUCGCCGGCAAGAGCGCGCAGCAGGAGGGGCAGCAGCAGCCUGGCGUGCCGGUCCGCGCUUCCGGCGACCUCGAGUACCUCAUCGACCUCGCCAUCGGCACGCCGCCGCAGCCCGUGUCGGCGCUGCUGGACACCGGCAGCGACCUCAUCUGGACGCAGUGCGCGCCGUGCGCGAGCUGCCUCGCGCAGCCGGACCCGCUCUUCACCCCGGCCGCGUCGUCGUCGUACGUGCCCAUGCGGUGCUCCGGCCAGCUCUGCAACGACAUCCUGCACCACAGCUGCCAGAGGCCGGACACCUGCACCUACCGCUACAACUACGGCGACGGGACGACCACGCUGGGCGUCUACGCCACCGACCACUUCACCUUCGCGUCGUCGUCCGGGGAGAAGCUCAGCGUCCCGCUCGGGUUCGGCUGCGGCACCAUGAACGUCGGCAGCCUGAACAACGGCUCCGGCAUCGUCGGCUUCGGCCGGGACCCGCUCUCGCUCGUGUCCCAGAUGUCCAUCCGGCGCUUCUCCUACUGCCUCACGCCCUACACAAGCACCAGGAAGAGCACCCUCCUGUUCGGGUCCCUCUCCGACGGCGUCUUCGACGGCGACGACGCCGCCACCGGCCAAGUCCAGACCACGAGGCUCCUGCAGAGCCGCCAGAACCCGACCUUCUACUACGUCCCGUUCACCGGCGUGACGGUCGGCACUCGGCGGCUGCGGCUACCGCCCUCGGCGUUCUCCCUGAGGCCCGACGGCUCCGGAGGGGUGAUCGUCGACUCGGGCACGGCGCUCACGCUGUUCCCGGGGGCCGUGCUCGCGGAGGUGCUGAGGGCGUUCCGCGCGCAGCUGAGGCUGCCGUUCGCGAACAGCAGCAGCCCGGACGACGGCGUCUGCUUCGCGACGCCGAUGGCCACAGGCGGGGGGAGGCGCGCGUCGGCCGCGAGGGCGGUGGUGGCGGUGCCGAGGAUGGUGUUCCACUUCCAGGGCGCGGACCUCGAGCUGCCGCGCCGGAACUACGUGCUGGACGACCCGAGGAGGGGGAGCUUGUGCAUCCUCCUGGCCGACUCCGGGGACUCGGGCUCCACGAUCGGCAACUUCGUGCAGCAGGACAUGCGCGUGCUCUACGAUUUGGAGGCGGAGACCCUGUCAUUCGCUCCGGCGCAGUGCUGAUGCGCGCGGGCGCGGCAAUGCGACCGAGGACGUCCGUAUAUGUGUAUCAAAGCAGAUGUGUCAAUUAUGGUAGCGCGCGCAUGCAUCAAACGAGAGCAUGCGCCUCAAGGGAAGUUGUAAUAAGUUUAGCUAGUAGUAGAAUUUAGGAAAUGCUAAUAAACAACCAAUGUUUUGUUACGGCUA
Triticum aestivum (bread wheat) is the source of this 1785-nucleotide messenger RNA. Its product is annotated as aspartic proteinase nepenthesin-1. Gene Ontology annotation, molecular function: aspartic-type endopeptidase activity. The transcript has a single exon. Gene Ontology annotation, biological process: proteolysis. NCBI's taxonomy places the organism in Eukaryota, Viridiplantae, Streptophyta, Magnoliopsida, Poales, Poaceae. Gene Ontology annotation, cellular component: extracellular region. The record is from RefSeq and is a predicted model, not a curated record. The coding region runs from base 214 to 1602 and encodes 462 amino acids.